AUGUCGAGGCGCGCCGCAAACUACGUCUUGCGCCUGAGCGGCGAUCGCCACGCUGCUGCGGCUGGCAUGGCGGGCGGCAUCGACGCCGCCGCCACCCUCUACCUAAUGUGGGCGAUUGUGCUGGUCGGCCUCAUCAUCACAUUUGCAUUGGUGGCGGUGUGCAUCCAGCUGCGCCGGCGUGGGCGCGGCGAGGCCGGCCCCCUGCCGGUCGCCGCACCCGCGACGGCUGCCGCCACGCCAAGCGGCAGGCAACGCCAUGUGGUCGCCGCUGCUGCUGCGGCCGCUGCGGGGGCGCCGGGGUCUCCUGCGGGCUCUGACGAGCUGUCGGCGGUGGUGACGCGGCGCGGCUUCCGCAGCAAGAAGCUUCCAACGCCGCAUCACAUCAUCACAAAUCUGCCUACCUACGUGUACACGCUGCCGGCCUCGGCUGUGCCCAAGGCCGUCAGCCACCCUGCCAGCGACGAUACCGCAGCCGAGCCCGACCAAGAGCGGCCGUCAGCGGCCGCACCCGCUGUCGCCGGCUGCGACGGCGGCGAGGACGCACGCCCUGUGUGCGUGAUCUGCUGCGAGCCGUUUCAGGAGGGCUGCACGGUCAAGCUGCUGCCCUGCAUGCACGGCUUCUGCUCAGACUGCAUCGACGCGUGGCUGGAGCGUGACACUCACUGUCCCUGCUGCAUGGAGUCUGGGGCUCACCCGCGCGUGAUGGUCGGCCUCCUCCCGGCCGUGAACAGUGGAUUGGUCAUGGCCAUGUGA
Messenger RNA from Monoraphidium neglectum, 753 nucleotides. RefSeq lists its product as hypothetical. Lineage: Eukaryota; Viridiplantae; Chlorophyta; Chlorophyceae; Sphaeropleales; Selenastraceae. The record is from RefSeq and is a predicted model, not a curated record. The transcript is spliced from 3 exons. The coding region runs from base 1 to 753 and encodes 250 amino acids.